CCCGGCGCUGCUGUUUUGGCGGCAAUUUCAAGGGGGUUAUGUAAUUCCUCCGUGUAGAUGAAAACCGGUGACUCCGCCACAAUUUCACAAGUUGCCUUUUAAGAGGUGUUUUGGACUGUCCCUGAAUUGUAGUAAAUGAAGUGUAAGCAAAUCAUUUGGCUUAUGUAAUUGAUGACAUGGUAAAUGAGCUGUGUCUCAAACUGCAGUACAUUUAGAAAUUGUACAAAAAGGUGUGAAUAUUAUGUGGAGGGAUUCAGUCAAUUGGGUCACCUAUAUCAACUAAGUGCUGAACAUGAAAACUGGCAGCUGGGACAACUGAUUUCCUCGUGAUCUGUACAAAAGAGCUUUACUGUGUUAUCAAAUGUCACUGGCAAAACAUGUUGACAUGAAUAUCCAAUGUCAAAGAUGUGAGAAAAUGUUUACUUAUUCAAGUCAACUCAAACGCCACAUAUUAACACAUACAGGUGAAAAGCCAUUCCAAUGUCAGAAAUGUGAGAAGAGUUUUACUUGUUCAGCUGGUCUCGAGCGACACAUGUUAAUACAUACAGGUGAAAGAACUUUCCAAUGUCAAAGAUGUGAGAAUAAAUUUACCUGUUCAGGUAGUCUCAAACGGCACAUGUUAAUACAUACAGGUGAAAAGCCUUUUCAGUGUGAUAAUUGUGAGAAGAAAUUUACCCAGUCAGGUCACCUUAAACUGCACAUGUUAAAACACACAGGUGAAAAGCCUUUUCAGUGUGAAAAAUGUAAUAAGUGUUUUACUCGUAUAUAUCAUCUUAAGCGACACAUGUUAACACAUAAAGGUGAAAGAACUUUCCAAUGUCAAAGAUGUAAUAAGUGUUUUACUUGUAUAUAUCAUCUUAAGCGACACAUGUUAACACAUAAAGGUGAAAAAAAUUUCCAAUGUCAAAGAUGUGAGAAUAAAUUUACCUGUUCAGGUAGUCUCAAACGGCACAUGUUAAUACAUACAGGUGAAAAGCCUUUUCAGUGUGAUAAUUGUGAGAAGAAAUUUACCCAGUCAGGUCACCUUAAACUGCACAUGUUAAAACACACAGGUGAAAAGCCUUUUCAGUGUGAAAAAUGUAAUAAGUGUUUUACUUGUAUAUAUCAUCUUAAGCGACACAUGUUAACACAUAAAGGUGAAAAAAAUUUCCAAUGUCAAAGAUGUGAGAAUAAAUUUACCUGUUCAGGUAGUCUCAAACGGCACAUGUUAAUACAUACAGGUGAAAAGCCUUUUCAAUGUGAAAGAUGUAAUAAGUGUUUUACUCGUAUAUAUGAUCUCAAACUGCACAUGUUAAUGCAUACAGGUGAAAAGCCUUUUCAAUGUCAAAGAUGUAAUAAGUGUUUUACUUUUAUAUAUCAUCUUAAGCGACACAUGUUAACACAUAAAGGUGAAAGAACUUUCCAAUGUCAAAGAUGUAAUAAGUGUUUUACUUGUAUAUAUCAUCUUAAGCAACACAUGUUAACACAUAAAGGUGAAAAAAAUUUCCAAUGUCAAAGAUGUGAGAAUAAAUUUACCUGUUCAGGUAGUCUCAAACGGCACAUGUUAAUGCAUACAGGUGAAAAGCCUUUUCAAUGUGAAAGAUGUAAUAAGUGUUUUACUUGUAAAUAUCAACUCAAACGGCACAUGUUAAUGCAUACAGGUGAAAAGCCUUUUCAGUGUGAAAAAUGUAAUAAGUGUUUUACUUUUAUAUAUCAUCUUAAGCGACACAUGUUAACACAUAAAGGUGAAAAAAAUUUCCAAUGUCAAAGAUGUGAGAAUAAAUUUACCUGUUCAGGUAGUCUCAAACGGCACAUGUUAAUACAUACAGGUGAAAAGCCUUUUCAAUGUGAAAGAUGUAAUAAGUGUUUUACUUGUAAAUAUCAUCUCAAACGGCACAUGUUAAUGCAUACAGGUGAAAAGCCUUUUCAGUGUGAAAAAUGUGAGAAGAAAUUUACCCAGUCAGGUCACCUUAAACUGCACAUGUUAAUACAUACAGGUGAAAAGCCUUUUCAGUGUCAAAAUUGUGAGAAGAAAUUUACCCAGUCAGGUCACCUUAAACUGCACAUGUUAAAACACACAGGUGAAAAGCCUUUUCAGUGUCAAAAUUGUGAGAAGAAAUUUACCCAGUCAGGUCAUCUCAAACGGCACAUGCUAACACAUACAGGAAGCCAAUAUGAAAUGUGUAAGAACAGUUUUAUCCAAUCAAGUUGUCUCCAACAACACAAGUUGUCACAAAACGAGAAAAAACCAAUCAAAGGUCCAAGAUGUUCGAAAUGUUUUAUUCAUUUAAAAAAUCUUAAACUGCGAUUUUCAACAUGUGCUUGUCUUAAACUAUUGGCCAAUGUCGAGAAUACUUCAUGGAUAGGACUGUUUAGAAAUGGAAAGGGCAUGUCACAGCAACCAAAUAUUGAAUCUAAAAACUUGAUAAAUACGGAAAUUGGAGUUGAAUUUAAAAGGGAAAUUAGCCCACUUAGUAAAAUAAAAUAUGAUAUAGACGCAUUCAGAGUUUGUUUCUUAUACUAGAUUAAAUCAACUAGCUGAAUAUAAACUGUUGCUUAUUUGUAUUUAACAUCAUGUAACAAAAAAAAUAGAAAAAAAUAUAUCGGUUGUAACCAG
This is a messenger RNA of Saccoglossus kowalevskii, 2596 nucleotides long. RefSeq lists its product as uncharacterized. The record is from RefSeq and is a predicted model, not a curated record. Lineage: Eukaryota; Metazoa; Hemichordata; Enteropneusta; Harrimaniidae. Gene Ontology annotation, molecular function: RNA polymerase II cis-regulatory region sequence-specific DNA binding; DNA-binding transcription factor activity, RNA polymerase II-specific. Gene Ontology annotation, biological process: regulation of DNA-templated transcription.